Nycticebus coucang (slow loris) is the source of this 4326-nucleotide messenger RNA. It is a transcript of the gene INF2, whose product is annotated as inverted formin 2. Bases 110 to 4060 code for a protein of 1316 amino acids. Gene Ontology annotation, biological process: actin cytoskeleton organization. The record is from RefSeq and is a predicted model, not a curated record. The transcript is spliced from 23 exons. Gene Ontology annotation, molecular function: actin binding; small GTPase binding. NCBI's taxonomy places the organism in Eukaryota, Metazoa, Chordata, Mammalia, Primates, Lorisidae.
UCACGGUGGUGGGAGCAGCCCCCAACCACCCACAGGGUUCUGGGGACCUAAGGCUGCCUGGGGGAACCAGGGCCACAGCUGGCAGUGAGGCAGCUCAUGGUCAGCAGUGAUGAGAAGCCAGAAAAAUGCGAGCAGCCCAAGGCAGGCCCCAGAGCGGGUGGGCAGAGGCAGCCGGAAGGCCUUGCGCAUCUGGUUCGGCAGGAUGUCGGUGAAGGAGGGUGCACAGCGCAAGUGGGCAGCACUGAAGGAGAAGCUGGGGCCGCAGGACACGGACCCCACGGAGGCCAACUUGGAGAGCGCGGACCCCGAGCUGUGUGCGCGGCUGCUGCAGGUGCCUUCCGUGGUCAACUACUCGGGGCUGCGCAAGCGGCUGGAGAGCAGUGAUGGUGGCUGGAUGGUGCAGUUUCUGGAGCACAGCGGCCUGGACCUACUGCUUGAGGCGCUGGCGCGGUUGUCGGGCCGCAGUGUGGCACGCAUCGCUGAUGCCCUACUGCAGCUCACCUGCGUCAGCUGCGUGCGCGCCGUCAUGAACUCGCCGCAGGGCAUUGAAUACAUCCUGGGCAACCCGGCCUACGCCCGCCAGCUCUCUCGCGCCCUGGACACGUCUAACGUGAUGGUCAAGAAGCAGGUGUUUGAGCUGCUGGCUGCCCUCUGCAUCUACUCCCCCGAGGGCCAUGCCCUGACCCUGGACGCCCUGGACCAUUACAAGAGCGCAUGCAGCCAGCAGUACCGCUUCAGCGUCAUCAUGAGCGAGCUCUCUGACAGCGACAACGUGCCCUAUGUCGUCACCCUGCUGAGUGUGAUCAACGCCGUCAUCCUGGGCCCAGAGGACCUUCGCACCCGUGCCCAGCUGCGGAGCGAGUUUGUUGGGCUGCAGCUGCUAGACAUCCUGACCCGGCUACGAGACCUGGAGGACCCUGACCUGCUGAUCCAGCUCGAGGCCUUUGAGGAGGCCAAGGCUGAGGACGAGGAGGAGCUGCUGCGUGUGUCUGGAGGAGUUGACAUGAACAGUCACCAGGAAGUCUUUGCCUCCCUGUUCCACAAGGUGAGCUGCUCGCCAGCAUCUGCCCAGCUGCUGUCCGUGCUGCAGGGCCUCCUGCACCUGGAGCCCACCCACCGCUCCAGCCAGCUGCUCUGGGAGGCCUUGGAGAGCCUGGUGAACCGGGCUGUGCUCCUGGCCAGUGAUGCCCAAGACUGUACCCUGGAGGAAGUGGUUGAGCGGCUCCUGUCUGUCAAGGGGCGGCCCCGACCAAGCCCCCUGGACAAGGCCCACAAGAGUGUCCAGGCCAACCUAGUCCAGAGCCAGAGGGGCAGCUCCCCUGAGAACAGCACUGCCCCCAAGGCCAGCGUGGAGGGCCAUCAGCCAGCAGUGGCACACACCUGCCAGCACGUGGGCAGCAUCCAGAGCACCAGUGGUGGGACAGCCUCACAGCUGAGAGCACUGGAACAGCAGGCACCCACCCUACCCCCACCUGCACCCCCUCUUCCCAGCUCCGUGCCAGGGCUCCCUCCUUCCCCUCUCCCCUUACCAUGCCUGGAGGCCACAUCCCCCCCAGUGCCCCCUCCCCCACCACCCCUGCCAAGCCUGGGGGCUAUGUCCCUACCACCACCCCCACCUCCACCUCCCCUUCCAAGUGUGGGGGCCACAUCCCCACCACCACCACCCUUGCCAGGCUCCCGUGAGAUCUUGCCCCCACCACCUCCACCACUGCCAGGCAUGGGGUGUCCACCUCCACCCCCCAUUCCAAGUGUGGGGGCCACAUCCCCACCACCACCACCACCCCUGCCAGGCUCCCGUGAGAUCUUGCCCCCACCACCUCCACCACCCCCGCUGCCUGGAAUGGGCUGGGGACCCCCUCCACCUCCACCCCUACCCGGCCUCUCUGCCAUGGGCAGUGUGGAGGAGGCCAUCGUGGCCCAGGUGGACCACAGCCUGGGCUCAGCCUGGGUCCCCAGCCACAGGCGAGUCAACCCGCCCACGCUGCGCAUGAAAAAACUGAACUGGCAGAAGCUGCCGUCCAACGUGGCACGUGAGCACAACUCCAUGUGGGCCACACUCAGCAGUCCCUGUGCUGAGGUGGUGGAGCCGGACUUCUCCAGCAUCGAGCGUCUCUUCUCCCUCCCUGUGGCCAAGCCCAAGGAGCCCACUAUAGCCUCUACGCCAGCCAGGAAGGAGCCCAAGGAGAUUACAUUCCUUGAUUCCAAGAAGAGCCUGAACCUCAACAUCUUCCUGAAGCAGUUUAAAUGUUCCAAUGAGGAUGUCACCGCCAUGAUUCGGGCUGGGGACACCACCAAAUUUGAUGUGGAAGUUCUCAAACAGCUCUUCAAGCUCCUUCCAGAGAAGCAUGAGAUUGAAAACCUGCGAGCAUUCACAGAAGAGCGGGCCAGGCUGGCCAACGCUGACCAAUUCUACCUCCUCCUGCUGGACAUCCCUUGCUACCAGCUGCGCGUUGAGUGCAUGCUGCUCUGCGAGGGCUCAGCUGUUGUCCUGGACACGGUGCGGCCCCGGGCCCAGCUAGUGCUUGCCGCCUGCGAAACCUGGUGCCUCUCCACAGGCCUGCUCACCAGCCACCAGCUGCCUGUCUUCUGCCAACUGAUCCUGAAAAUCGGGAACUUCCUCAACUACGGCAGCCACACGGGUGAUGCUGAUGGCUUCAAGAUCAGCACGUUGCUGAAGCUCACGGAGACCAAGUCCCAGCAGAACCGCGUGACACUGCUGCACCAUGUGCUGGAGGAAGUGGAAAAGAGCCACCCGGACCUCCUGCAGCUGCCCCAGGACCUGGAGCAGCCCUCCCAGGCAGCAGGCAUCAACCUAGAGACCAUCCGCUCAGAGGCCAGCUCCAACCUGAAGAAGCUUCUGGAGACGGAACAGAAGGUGUUAGCCUCGGUGCCCGAGGUGCAGGAGCAGUAUGCCAAGCGGCUCCAGGCCAGCAUCGUAGCCUCCCGUGAGCUGGAUGAGCUUUUUGAGGCCAUUGAGCAGAAGCGGCGGGAGCUGGCUGACUACCUAUGUGAGGAAGCCCAGCAGCUAUCCCUGGAAGACACCUUCAGCACCAUGAAGACCUUCCGGGACCUCUUCAUCCGUGCCUUGAAGGAGAACAAGGAGCGGAAGGACCAGGCGGCCAGGGCAGAGCGGAGGAAGCAGCAGCUGGCUGAAGAAGAGGCGCGCAGGCCGCGGGGCGAGGAUGGGAAGCUGGGCAGGACGGGGCCUGGGAAGCAGGAGGAGGUGUGUGUCAUCGAUGCCCUGCUGGCCGACAUUAGGAAAGGCUUCCAGCUUCGGAAGACAGCCCGCGGCCGCACGGACAUGGAUGGGGGCAGCAAGGCAGCCGCAGCGGACCCCCUGAGGGUCACAGAGCCUGCGGCCAGCAGAGACACUGCAGGAGGCCCCAGGCACAAUACCCACUGCCCCCGCUCGGAACCAGGCCUUGAUGCUGCAGCCACCAGCAAACCCCAGAGUUGGGACCUUGUAGACGCUGUGACUUCCAGCCCACAGCCCACCCAUGAGCCCUCAGAGGAGGGUGGUCCCAGGCCCCUGGAAAGGCGUUCUUCCUGGUACGAAGAUGCCAGUGAUUUCCUAGCUCCUGAGGGCACACAGUGCCCCCUGCCCUCUGAGGGGGCCUGGCCAGUGACUCUGGGCAAUGCUCAAGCCCUAAAGCACCUCAAGUUCUCAAGCAGUGACCAGCCCCCUGAGGCUCAAGGUUCCAGCCACAGCACCAAGGGCAUCACAGGCAGCAUCCACCAGGCUGCAGCCGACAGCACAAGCCAGGGGCUGGAGGACACAGGGGUCCAUGGCUGCAGUGCCAAUCUCCCUGCUACAAGCCUUGGUGGGGACGCAGAUGAGGAGGACACGGCCCCAGAGUCCGCUUUAGACACGUCCCUGGACAGGUCCUUCUCUGAGGAUGCAGUGACUGAUUCCUCAGGGUCUGGCACACUCCCCAGGGCCUGGGGUCGGUCCACAAAGGGGCCAGGCAGGCGAAGAAAGAAGCGUCCUACAAGGAGCCAGGAAGAGGUUGUCCCUGAUUCUGAUGAUAGUAAAACAAAAAGGCUGUGUGUGAUCCAGUGAGGCCUCAGGCCCAAGCCUAAAGCCAAGUGAGGGAGCCCUCAGGCCUGCCUGGGCACAGCAGGGGCUGUCAACGCGCUACUGUGGGAGGCCCUACCAGGGCAGGCUGGGACUGGGCUCCUGGGAAACCAAAACACCGUGCCUUACUCAGCGAGGGCCUUCCCAGCCUUCCUGGGGUGUUGUGCCCAGAACCCCAGCAGGCACUGCUGCCUGCCCAGCCCAGCACCCUCCUUGCCUGCCUGCAUGCACCCAGCCCCUCCCGACCCGCU